AUGGCGUCGUCGCCAGAGGCUCAAUCCGGUAGCAGCAAUAGCAGUAGUGAAGAUGAGUUUGAUUUAGGAGGGCCUUCGCUUAAGUCUAGUGGUGAUACUACAAAGAUUAGCAAGCCAGUGGAUCCAGACAAACUCUUUAGUGAUGACAGAGGAGAUGAUAACAACACAGAGGGAAAUGCUAAGACGAGAGUGACGUCUUCUAAGAAAGAAGCUGGCAGCGUAAAGGACAAAGAGAUGGAAGACCUCUUUGGCUCGGACUAUGAUUCUGAAGAGGAGGAAUUCAAGGCUUCAGGUGUGAAGGAAUCUCCUGCUCGAGACGGUAGCCGUAGUAACGAAGACCUUUUUGGAGAUGAAACAGGGGACCGAAGUGUUUCUGGAGGGGGCGAUGGGGACAAUGGGUAUUUGGACAAUAUGUGGUUGCCCAGGACCCCCAAGGCUUCCAAGACAGUCGAGCAUUUUAUCAGCAAGAUGCCCAACAUUUUGCGUCUCGUGCCGGAGCCUUAUACUAAAGAAGCUAUUCGAGCUGAGAUGGCCAAUCCGUCCGAUGAGACGCUGUACCGCAAUUAUGUGCGUUGGCGCUACAAACGCGAUCCAGCGACAGGUCGUGUGCUGCUGGACGAGACAACCAAGCUCCCGCUGCGGGAAUCCAACGCCAAGCUAGUACAGUGGGAGGACGGCACGUUCUCCAUGUUUGUGGGCAAGGAAGCAUUGACAUUGUCUCGUCAGAAACUUACCAACUCGUUCCUGUUUGUGAACGAGAUGGCGAGUCAAGAGAGUGUGCUAGAGUGCCAUGCACGUCUUAAGGAGAAGUUUACGAUCCGCCCGAUGACUACGGCCAGCAAGUCGCACAAGAGUCUUACCAUGUCCAUGCGCGCCAAGCACAACAAGAGCAUGCAGAAGAUGAAGGAAUACAUUUCCGAGCUGGAUGGCGAGCGCGAGCAGGAGCAGCGCGUCAAGAUUACAGACGAGAAGCUGAGACUACAGAACCGUAAGAAGGCGCGUCAAGGUUACGAGUACGACCGAGAACGCUCGUCACGCAUGGAUGCGCAGUUUCUUGAAGAAGGCUUUGAUGGUAUGGACUAUGACGAUGAUGAGCACGUGGGUGCUAUCAAGGAGCAAUUCGGGAAGCGGAAGAGCUCGGCUACACAGCGGAAGAAUGGAGCUCGCCUACCAGUGCCCGGUGGCGGCUUUGACGAGUACCGCAGCAGCCAGCGCCAGCGUGAGCUUGAGCGUGUACGCGACGCUGAUAGGUCAGAGAGUGACAACGAUGCUGGUUUGGACGAGGGCGAGGAUGACGAAGAGGAGGAAGACAUGGUCAUCCAUAGCAAUAAGAAGCGACGCACGGUGGAUGAAGAAGACUCGGAAUAA
Molecule: messenger RNA, 1368 nt
Organism: Peronospora farinosa
Lineage: Eukaryota; Oomycota; Peronosporomycetes; Peronosporales; Peronosporaceae
Source: the annotation of a GenBank genome assembly